UUUUGUCAGCCGAUUGGGGGGCACGUGCCCCCCCCAUAGUUACGCCACUGCACUCACGCUCACUCACACCACCACGCACAUAAACCUUUCCCAACAAAACCCAGUCACGACCAGUCUUCUCGUGAGCGGAAGCAUGGUAAUAUUAUGUGCUCAAUCAAACUACCGCCCGGUAAAGACUUCUCCUCUGAUCGCAUCACUUGUUCCGAAUCCUCGGAUGUAACAGGUUGCUCUCUGCAUCCUCCGGUAGGCCUACACGUCAAAGAUCUUUCUGUCAUUUACCAGUCCUGGUUGGACAACUUUCCACCUGAAUGUGAGACGAAGUUUGAUCAUCAGCCAGCCUUGGAGGUACAACAAUGGCAUUUCUCGAGGGAAACACAACAUCGAAAACGCUCUACCAAAACCCUUACGCUGACCAGGUUGUCAUCCACACUAUCGUUCAGGUAUGGACCACAUUCAACGCCAUCGUUGGCACAUGCGGUAACAUCAUGAUCAUCGCUGCUGUUAUUAUUUAUCACAAACUCCGCAAUAUCGGUAGGUCACAAUUUUAAUUCACAUUCCCGAAAUCUCAUUCUUAAAUUUAUGAAGAGGUAUAGCGGUACGGAAGCUUAUAGGUGUUAACCGUUUGACGAGAUGAGAAGACGGAUUUGACCUUCUUUUUCGGACAAGGUCCUGGACGCAAGGUGAUGAGUUGUUGAAACUUGAAUAGUCAACUUGUCUGGGGCAACAGGACAAGAUGACAAGUGUUUGACCAACCUUUUUUGUCCUGAAUUAUUCGAUUUGGGAAGUUUCAAAAUUUCUUCAUGUCCCAAUUAAACAAGUUGACUCGCCAUAUCCCAGCAACUCCUCAUCUUGUCCAAAGCAAAUCGACUGGCCAAGUGUCAACAACUCAUUACCUUGUUUUCUUGUCCCAAACAUAUCUACUUCUGAAUUUUAACAACCAGUGAUUUUUACCUUUUCCCCCAAAUAAGUUGACUUGCCUACUAUUCGUCUUCUCGUCAUUUGG
Molecule: messenger RNA, 1003 nt
Organism: Lytechinus variegatus (green sea urchin)
Lineage: Eukaryota; Metazoa; Echinodermata; Echinoidea; Temnopleuroida; Toxopneustidae
Exons: 2
Coding region: 145-489 (114 amino acids)
Source: RefSeq, a predicted model, not a curated record